CAAGAUAAAGAAAAUCAACAAAAUAUAGUAACUAUUGAAAAUAUUGAAGGGUUAGAAGAUAAUGAAAAUAGCGAAAAUGAUUUAGACGAUUUAUAUCAAGAUUACGAAUUAUAUCUUACUAAAGCACUUAAAAUC
Messenger RNA from Racocetra persica, 135 nucleotides. NCBI's taxonomy places the organism in Eukaryota, Fungi, Glomeromycota, Glomeromycetes, Diversisporales, Gigasporaceae. The record is from the annotation of a GenBank genome assembly.